AUUUACAGAGCAUUUUGUCCUUUUUGCUUUUUUUUUUUAAAAAAAAAAAUUAAGAUGGAAUCAUCUCUAGCAAUGAACCUCUUUGUGUAGAGCUAGGAGGUGCGUAUCUUCUUUGCUUUUUUUUUUUGGUUGAAUUUAAUUCUGGGAAAAGUUUGCAUUUUUUGGCUAAAUGGGUUCUUGUAGAAUGGCUCUUUGAGCUUAAUCUGAGGUGGGGUUCGGGAACUCUUGCCGAUAUUCAGAGAAUUUUGGUUUUCAAGGUACACUUUUGGCUUUGUAUUGUUGUUCUUGAUUUUAUUGAGAUAAAGAUUGUGGUAGUUCCUUCUUAGUACAAGUGUUAUGAGAAUUGAUAGAAUCUCUUGUUAAAGAUGAGAUUUUGAGUUUAGUUAUUAGUAUGAUCUGUCGUCUGGUGAUUAUGUGGAGAAGGAUUUUUGGUUUCGGUUGUUGGUGAAUUUGGUGUCUGGGUUUUGGAGAUAAUAGUCUGUGUUGGGUUUUUGACAAGGUUUUCAGACUAGAAUUGCGCAGCUGGUGAAUUUGUGUUUCGGAAACUGGAUUUGGAUAGAGUUGAAUACGUAUGAUGUAGUUUUGCCGAGGCUUUUUAUCUUCAAUAGGUAUAUGUGCUGAAUUGGAUGAAUUGAUUUUGAUGGGCAACCGGACACUGGCUAAGUUUUCACUUUGAUCAAAUAGUGAGGUGAAAAUUGGAGAUGGCUACACCUACUGUAAGCAAAACGAGAAGUAUGCUUGAGGGUUUAGUAAGAGAAGGAUCAUUUAAAUGGCUACUUGGCAAGAGAAGUUCUUUUAAUGAAGAACUCGAGGAGAUGGAAAGAUCUCCAUCAGCUGGCAGGAAUUGGAUAGCUGAGCUCUCCCCCCUUGCUAAUCUGGUUGUUCGCAGAUGCUCAAAAAUCCUUGGCGUUUCUGCAAGUGAACUUCAAGAAAGCUUCAAUGCAGAGGCUUCUGAUUCAUUAAAGCAUCAUUCCUGUUAUGCGAGAAACUUCUUGGAAUACUGUUGCUUCAGAGCACUGGCUUUAUCUACUCAAGUAACCGGUCAUCUAGCUGAUAAAAAGUUCCAGCGGUUAACAUAUGAUAUGAUGCUAGCUUGGGAGACUCCAGGAGUUGCUAGCCAACCAUUGCUCCAUGUAGAUGAGGACUUAACAGUUGGUCUAGAGGCCUUCUCUCGAAUAGCUCCAGCAGUUCCAAUCAUUGCCAAUGUGAUUAUCAGUGAAAAUCUUUUUGAAGUGCUUACUGUGGGAACCGAUGGUCGGCUUCAAUUCUCCAUCUAUGAAAAGUACCUUAGUGGACUAGAAAGGGCAAUAAAAAAGAUGAAGACCCAAACAGAUUCAUCACUCCUUUCUACAGUGCGAUUGUCAAGAAGGGAGAAGAUUCUGGAAGUAGAUGGAACAGUGACGACCCAACCAGUUCUUGAACAUGUUGGAAUAUCGACAUGGCCAGGUCGGGUAACUCUCACAGAUCAUGCACUGUACUAUGAAGCUCUCCGUGUUGUAUCCUAUGACAAGCCAAAAACAUAUGAUUUGGCAGAUGACCUAAAACAGAUUGUUAAUCCUGAGUUGACUGGACCAUGGGGUACACGGCUUUUUGACAAAGCAGUCUUGUAUAAAUCUAUUUCCUUAUCAGAGCCAGCUGUGAUAGAGUUUCCGGAGCUUAAAGGCCAUACUCGUCGUGAUUACUGGUUGGCAGUUAUCCGGGAAAUUUUAUUUGUUCACAGAUUUAUAAAAAAGUUCAAGAUCUCUGGAGUUGAAAGGGAUAAAGCACUUUCAUUAGCUGUACUUGGAAUUCUGCGACUUCAAGCAAUUCAAGAAAUUAUUUCUGUAAACUCUGUUCACUGUGACACACUUCUCAUGUUUAAUCUUUGUGAUCAACUUCCUGGUGGCGAUUUGAUACUGGAAACCCUGGCAAGCAUAUCAUCCUUGAGAAAAUUAGAUCGAACUACCAGUGACAAGACUGGAGGUGGGAUGCAUUCAAUCUCUGCAAGGGUGAUGGUUUCCAAUUUAGGGUUCAUGCUAGGAACAAGCUCAACUGAUCUGAAUGAGGUUGGGCUUCUUGUUGGUGAGACAGCUGUGGGAGAGAUGAGUUCACUGGAGAAGGUGGUUAAGGAAUCGCAAAGCAGCUUCAAAAAAGCAGUGCUGGCACAAGAAACAGUUGAUGGAGUUAAAGUAGAUGGUAUUGACACCAAUUUGGCAGUAAUGAAGGAGUUACUUCUCCCUGUUAUGGAAGUUGGGAGGUGGCUUAUUUCCUUGAUACACUGGGAUGACCCCAUGAAGUCUUUGGUGUUCUGUUUGGUUCUUACUUAUGUCAUUUGGAGGGGAUGGCUGGGCUAUACCUUUGGAUUAAUGAUCAUCUUUCUUGCUAUCUUUAUGGUGCUCACACGAUUUUGUAACCAAGGAAGGCCUGUUGAUGAGAUCAAGGUAACAGCACCUCCACCAAUGAACACAGUGGAGCAGCUUUUAGCUGUCCAGGACGCUAUUUCUCAAGCUGAACAGUUCAUCCAAGAUGGAAACAUCGUCCUCCUCAAGUUUCGUGGCCUGCUGUUGUCCAUUUACCCACAGGCAAGCGAGAAGUUUGCGUUCACUCUCCUGGGCGUUGCUUUGAUCCUGGCUUUCAUGCCUAGCAAGUACAUUAUUCUGUUGACCUUCUUAGAGACAUUUACAAGAUAUUCUCCUCCAAGGACAGCAAGCACAGAAAGAUGGACAAGGAGAUUAAGAGAGUGGUGGUUCAGCAUCCCGGCGGCUCCUGUAGUUCUUGAAAGAGAGGAGGACAAGAAGAAGAAGUAAAUGUGUCGUCUUUAUACAUGUACCAGUAUAUAUAUGUACAUAUACAUUUAUGUUUCCACAGAACCAUCUGUACGGGUGUAAAUCUCAACCAGGGAAGAGCAAUCGUAAUCAGGAAAGAAAAAAAAAAGGUCUUUCAAUUCCGUGAAAGAGCUAUCUAUACCCGGAACAGGGUUAUUAGCAAAAUAUUUAAUAAAAGGGAAUUCUUGAUACUU
Molecule: messenger RNA, 2998 nt
Organism: Populus euphratica (Euphrates poplar)
Lineage: Eukaryota; Viridiplantae; Streptophyta; Magnoliopsida; Malpighiales; Salicaceae
Exons: 9
Coding region: 702-2786 (694 amino acids)
Source: RefSeq, a predicted model, not a curated record